AUGGAAACGAGUCCUUCUUACGUUGCUGCGUGUCCCGACGCCAACCGACUUGCUCGUUUCGGCGAGAGCAGCGCUUUUGGGAUGAGGCCGAGGCGAGCAGACGGCGGCGUCGCGUUGUCUUCCCUCCCUCUAUUUGAUGGGGAUAACGCAAAACUUCCAAAGUUUUCAAGUCACUCACUAUGUAACCUUUCCAGAUUUCUUCGUAAAAGCCUUUUCUUCUGGCAUAUAAAGCCGAAUUUCAAAAAUGUGAGAACCGAAAAAUGUUCAACCAGCAUUGUUAAGUUUCUGAAAAUCGGCGUCAUUUUCUUUCAAUCGACUUUUGAUUAGACGGAAGAUUUGAGAAAUGCAGCUGACAUUGAUAAGCGUCUUAUCAAAGAACACGCGGUUCAAGCGGUGAUAUCAAUUUGGAAACUUUCACGAGUAGAGGGUCAUUUCUGGAAUUUCGCUAAUAUAAAAACCAAAAAGCAAGUAGAAAAAAUGAAUUCAGAAAUAAAAAAUUUACAUUUUUCGUGAAGAACCUUCGCCUUAACAGCUAAUCGUUUUCCCUAUACGUAAUGAAAAAUUUUUUUAAAAAAAUGCUAAAAAAACUAGCUGAGACUUUAGAAACUCUAUUUGAAUGUUUUUCAAUCUUUUUUUGAACAAUUCUUCUUCAGAAAUUCAACUUUUCGGACUUUGAGUUCUAACACCUCAACUGCUUCAAAACCCUUCUUUUCCGACAGUUUAACAGAGUUUGAAGCGUUCUAAUUUGAAUAAAUGUCAAAAAAAAGUUUAAAAAUUUUUUUUCGGGCAAGGUCUUUAACGGCCAUUUUCCAAUUUGAAUGUUGGAAAACGGCCGUUGAAGGGAGAGGCUCAAAAAAAAAGCGUAGAAAGGCAGCAAAAAAGGAUCAAAAAGGUCGCAGAAAGGCCGCUAAAAGGCAGCAAAGAGAGUCCCUUUAUGGAGCCUUCCAUUUUUUCUGGGAAUUUAAAGGCUCAAGAAAUGGUGAAAAAAGGGAGAGGCAGCAAAAAUGGUGAAUAAAGGCCGAGAAACUGGCGCAAAAAGGCAGUAGAAAAAGAACCUUUGUCACCCUAAAAGGAACAUUUAUGUAGCCUUUUUUCACCCUUUCUGACUUUGCCUACGUUUAGAUGUAUCAGGACGGCCCAACCAAGACAAUUUCGUGCGAUUUCCCGAAACUUCCUGAGUGAAAAAAUCUUCUCGGAAGUCCAGCCGAUCCAAAAUCACGAAUCGAUGAACAUCAGUUAUCUUUUCGAUGGGAUUUCGGCUUUGACCCGUAUUUUCGCCUCCAUUUUCGCCCUUAUCACUUAUCAUUCCACUGGAACACGUAUUAAUCCGCCAAGAUCCAAUACGAUCUUUUGAUUUAUUUUUUCUUCAGUUUGUCCUUUCUUUUCUACUAAUUUCUUUUUAUUCGAUUUCUUCGGUCCAUGGCCUCAAAAUUCUGCAUUUUUUUUUUCAGAAAUCGUUCAUUUCCAAAGAUAAUCGUUGAAAAAUAGCAAUUUCUAAGACUCCAUUUGAAUCUAAUCAAAGCGUGUUCGCACUGGGAAUGGCUAAAAGUGUUACGGUUAGAAUCUUCGGUACAAAACGCUCAAGCGCGCAAGUCGGAUUGGGUCGGGUGCACCUAAAGACACCGAUUUUCAACCAUUCCUCGCGACAGAUUUUAAAGAUCUUCUGAUUUUUUUUUUCUCAAGAUCUACACAUUAUCCUUGAAUUUUUAAAAUCUACUGUUUUCAGGUCCAUCCAAGAAAAUACCAUCAUUUUUUUCCGGAAAAAGUGAACCUUCUGAAUCCUUCAAAAAAUUAUAAAAAAGGCUGGCGGCGGAGAAUGCGUCGACACGUCUUCAAAUGCUCUUCCAACUGUUUUUCGCAUUUUCCUUGAUUUCAGGUGAGAUAAUUUUAUCAGUUUAUAGAUAAAAUCAACAGCAUCUUCAAUUGAUUUUUCGAGAAAAAAAUCUCUGAAAUUAUGCAAUACUUUACAGUUACUAUGUGCAUUCGCCCCCGUGGAAUCGGCCUGAUUCGCUUACCUUUCGGUUUGUUAAAUUUUUCUUCUUAAGAACUUUCGAAAUUGAUUUUCACUCAUUUUUUCCUCACAAAGAGGUUAUUUUACUUUAAUAUUGGGAUUUUCCUGAAAAUUUGCCAGAACUCUUCUUGAACUAGAAGAAGAUCCUGAAAGUAUCAAGUUACACAACUUCCUAAUUUUCGAGAAAUAAAGGCUCAAAGCCUCAAAAUAGCCAAUUUUAAUGAAUUUUGAGGGGUUUGUUUGACUUUGAGGCGUCUUUUCUCAAAAACGAGGGAAUUGUGCAGAUUGAGACUUUCAGAAACUUCUUCUGGUACGUCAAGGAAUGUUCUGGCCAAACUGAAAUGACCUCCCUUGUCAGACAUAUUAUCAAAAAUCAAAUAAGAUUUCCAGGCGUGUCCGAUCAUCGUUCCGGCCCAUAUCUUCCUAACUUGUACAUUGCUGGCAACAAGCUUUAUCACAAGGUUUUCUUCUUUAAAUAACUUCAAGCCACAAUCGCUGCAAGAAAAAAAUUCAAAAAAGCUCUAUUUUAAAAAUAAUAAAUUUCAGAAAAAGGUAAACUGGAAUAUUAAAGACAUGAAAUUUAUUCUCUCUGAAAUUUGUGAUUUUUCGGAAUUUUCGGAAUUUUUCAAAAAAAUAUGUCACUCCAAUUGAAGACCUACCACAUGAAAAAGUUUUCGAUAGGUGGUGCUGGAAUUUUUUCUAAAAGUCAGCUUCAAAUAAAAAACCAAAAAAUCUCUCUUUUUAUUAAUUUUUUUUCGUUAUGGGUUGUGAUCAUAACGAUGUGAAUCGAAAGAAAAAAAUAUCUUAAAAAUCUGAAAAAAACUGGGAUCAAGUUAUCCUUUUAACUUCACCUAAAGUAUAUUGAUCAGAAACGGCGAAACGAUUUAAAAAAGUCUUUUUUUUUCAUACUCAAAAUUCUCUCUUUUCAAAAAAACCCAGAAAAAGGAUUAAUCCAAAGAUCUUGAUUUUUCACACUUUUCCUCUUUUUGAUUGUUUUUUUUUAUCCUAAUCCGUACAGACGCAAUCGAUCCCGGAUAUGUCCCUCCCGGGCCAGGAAAAGCACUUUUCGGGACACGCCCAGUUCAAUCCAUUCACACACAUGUUGGCCGUCAGUACAAAUCACGAUUUUGGCGAUUCUUGGGGGAUCGGAUAUGGACUUCAAGGCGUCAAUUUCAUGGGUAAAGUCAAAAAAAUGAUGAAAAAGAUGGCCGAGAAAGAUUUGAUCUUAUGUGCUCUGUAGCUAAUUUCUCUUUGAAAAAAACUUAUCGGAGACUUAGAAAGUGAAAGUUUAAAUAUAGACUUGCUAAAAGCGAAAAACGACUUUAAUCAUGACCACUGAACUUGUUAAAUUUCGAAAAAAUGCCAAAAACUGCUGAGAAAUAAUAGCCACGCAAUUUCGCAAAGUGUGCUCCAAGGCAAAUUUUUUUUGUUGAAGGAUAAAACAUCCCAAUCAUGAUAUAAAAUUGAAAAAUGGAAAAAAAAAGAGAAGUUUUAAUUUUUGCAAUGAAAAAAAAUGCUCAAAAAGAGCUGAGAAAAAAUAGCCGCAGAGUUUCGAGAAAGGGCGCUCCAUGGCUAAUAAUUAGAUGAAUAAGGAAAAAUGUUAGAAACGCUAUAUUUUUUUCAAAAAUCCAUCGAGGUAUAUUACAAAUCUCGAAAAACGUUUGAAAAACAGCUAAAAUAGGUUCUCUAAGGCUAAUUUUCAAUGGGGAAAACUUAAAAAACAAUUUUUUUUUCAUUAGACUUGAUAGAAAAAUCGAACCUUCUUUUUCUAGGCCUGAAUAUCCGAAAGCAAUACCGUCAAAUUGCCAGACUUCCACAUUUAUUUACCGAUGGUCAAUAUCAACCUUUCCAGGUAUAUCAUCCUAAUUUUUGGCUUUCGAAACUUUCUUUCAGAACUCUUUUAUCGUUGGGGCGGAAGUGGACGAUUCGAAAUUCAACAGUCAUGCCGUGGCAAUGGAUAUUCCUCUGCCUGGGAUCAAUGAAGUCAGUUUUUUAAUUCAAAAAUCAUAAUUUUGAAGUUUUCCUCGCAAAAAAAGAAUAUCGACUGGGAAAAUUUUAGUGGCCACUUAAGAGGUUUAUAAGGAAGCCAUUCUUUGGCGUUUUAAUGGCCACUACAGUGAUUUUUAGUGAUCUAGCAGUACCACUUACACGGGAAGUGCGAAAGGUCGGAAUUUGAUGAAAAUUUGUUUAAAAGUACUUUCGAACACCCUGAAACCAAAGAAGUUGGAAAAAUUCAUCAUUUUUUCCAAGAAAAAAAUUGGCAAAAAUAAUUUUCGCCGUAAGGAAUCGAACCUGCGUCAUAGGUUCUACAGGGCAAGGCCGCUAGCCACUACACCACGCCGCUUUCCAAACUUUGAGGCGCCAUAACUCGACUAGAACCAAAAAGGCGCACUUUUUUUCAACUUAAAUGGAUUCAGGGUAUUCGAAAGUACCUAUAAACCAAGUUCCAUCAAAUUCCAAUACCUCUACCUUUCGCACUUCCAGUGUUAAGCUUCUAGAGGGGCCACCGAACUUUUUUUUUUGAAGGGACUACUAUAGUGACCACUAAAGUUUUCCCAAGACAUAUAUUCAGAAACUGAUCGUAUUUUAAAGAUUUAAAAUCAAUAUUUUUCGGCUCAAAACUCGUAAAAAUACUACAUUUUGAACCGAAAGACAAUUUCAAAAGCCUCUUUUGAAUCUUUUCCAUGAGAAAAACUCGAAGCUUCUUGAGAAAUUAAAAGUUGAGGCACCGUGAAAUAAAAAAUUCCUUCAUAGACCUUUAGAGAAAAAAAUCAGGAUUUUCGCAGAUAUAAAAUUCUUUUUUUAUUUUGUUUUUUUGUAGAAAAAAAGCUUCAAAAAUACAAAUUUCUAUAUUUAAAAAAAUUCUGAAGCCGAUAUGUCACAUAGGAAAAAAGUUAAAAUUUCUCACUACCGUAACCUAGUUAGGGGCGGAGCCUCACAGUUACUAUUCUAAAAGUUUACACACAUGUCUAGUAACUGUGAAAAAAACUUCAAUUCUCAAAACGAAACUUGAAAUUCUUGAACCAACGUUUCAUUGUGAAUCUGAGAAAACGUGAUUUUAAAGGCUUGAAAAAUCCCUAAAGACCCAAAAACCUUUAUUUUUAAGGUCUUCGAUUUCCAAGAAGAAACGUUGGAAAAGAAGGACGAAGAAGCGACGGACAUUUUCCACACUCGGAUGAAUUUCCCCAUUCCCACAACCAAUCAAAGGUUCCCAUUGAAGGUUUUGUUGCUCAUAUUAGCAAAUAUUAUGAUUCCAUUUAAAGGCCCACUUUUUCGAGCGAUUCAACGACCCGGAUCUCAAUUUCGGUCAUAUUCUUCCUAACGUCAAUUUACCUUUGGUUGAUACUGAUAAGGUUGGUUUUCCUUUUUACUGCCUUCAAAAAAAUUUAUUAUUUUCUAAUUUUUCAGAUCGUCGACCAACUCAUCGAGAACAAGGCUAAUCCGACGCUUGUCGGCUGA
Molecule: messenger RNA, 5470 nt
Organism: Caenorhabditis auriculariae
Lineage: Eukaryota; Metazoa; Nematoda; Chromadorea; Rhabditida; Rhabditidae
Source: the annotation of a GenBank genome assembly